AUGAAUGAGGGACGAAAAUCCAAAAGCUCGUCAAGAGCAGGUUCACCAAAAGGCAGCUUUUCAGACGAGAACGAACCUCUCUUGUCCGGGUCUGGUCCACCAUCUAGGGACUUCAGACGUCAUCCUACAACCCUAGAUGGUGCCUCUUCAAGUGUCAUAGAGAGACCGGAACGUGUCACGCAUCAUUCAUCUGACGAACCUGCAUUCAUCGAUUUCUUAUUGGAAAAGGUCAAGGAGUCGCGACUGGCGUACUGGGCCGACAAGAUCGCUGUGGAAAGCGAAGAAGAGGGUUUAACAAAUGCGCAGCUUAUGCUGCACAGCCAUGAUCUGAAGCCAGUUGAGGCCGAAAGAAGAGAAUGGGGGCCAUGGAACUUUGUAGGUUUCUGGGUUGCGGACUCGUUCAAUAUUAAUACCUGGAUGAUAUCAUCUUCCAUGAUCAGUCUCGGCGGCUUGUCAUGGUGGCAGUCCUGGAUCUGCGUGUGGCUUGGCUAUUCCAUCGCCGCUGGCUUCGUCUGCUUGACCGGGCAGAUUGGUGCAACAUACCAUAUCUCAUUCCCAGUUGUUGCCCGCUCAUCCUUCGGCAUAUGGGGAGCCCUUUGGCCAGUGUUUAACAGGGCUGCCAUAUCAUGCAUCUGGUACGGUGUGCAAGCCUGGAUCGGAGGAAGCUGCAUUCGUCUCAUGAUCUCUGCCAUCUGGCCCUCGUUCGAGAACAUACCCAACGACAUCCCGAAUUCCAGGACCAACACCCGGGACUUUCUGUCCUUUCUUGUCUUCUGGCUGAUCUCUCUACCCGCCAUCUGGUUCCCCGUCAAUAAAAUCCGCCACCUUUUCACAGCGAAAGCCCUCAUCGUCCCAACAGCCGGAAUCGCCUUCUUCAUCUGGGCCAUCAUCCGCGCCCACGGCCUCGGUCCCAUCAUCCGCCAACCCGCAACCUCAUCUGGCUCAAAGCUAGCCUGGGGAAUAAUAACAGGCGUCAUGUCCUCCAUCGCCAACUUCGCCGGCCUCAUAAUGAACGACCCCGACUUCGCACGUUUCGCCCGUCACCCCAGUGACGCCCUCUGGUCGCAACUGAUCACCAUACCGUGCGGCUUCGGCCUCACGUCUUUUAUAGGCAUCAUCGUGUCCUCAUCCUCAACCGUCAUCUUCAAAGGCGACGUGAUCUGGAACCCGCUCGACCUCUUGCACUCCUUUCUUUCCGAGGGGUCGUCCCGGGGUCGCUUAGGCGUCUUCUUCAUCGCUGCCGCGUUCGCAUUGGCGCAGCUCGGUACGAAUAUUGCUGCAAACUCCGUGUCAGCAGGCACAGACAUGACGGCCUUGCUUCCAAGAUACAUCAACAUUCGUCGCGGCGGGUACGUCUGCGCGCUGGUGGGCUUGGUCAUGUGUCCGUGGACUCUGCUGUCGACGGCGAACAACUUCACGACCUAUCUCUCCGCGUACUCCGUCUUCUUGUCUUCUGUCGCGGGAGUCAUGGUUGCAGACUAUUACUGCGUCCGCAAGGGGUACCUGCGCAUCGCAGACUUGUAUUCCGCCAGGAAGGAUUCGCCGUAUUACUUUUUGGGUGGCUGGCACUGGCGGGGUUACGCGGCGUAUCUCGCUGGCAUCGCGCCUAACAUCGCGGGCUUUGCUGGCGCAUGCGGAGCUGAUGUACCGAUUGGGGCGCAGUAUAUCUACCGAUUCAACUAUUUCGUGGGCUUCAUCGUUGCGGGUGGUGUUUACUGGGUUCUGUGCUUGUUGAGUCCUGUUCCUGCUACGAGCGAGGUGUGGAUGGAGGUUGGCUAUGAGGUAGACGAUGUGGUCGUCGCCUACGGGGAUUUUAGUGCGAGCGAAGAAGACGAGGGGAUGGGCGUUAAGGGGACUAUUAAUAAGACGUCUAAGAAGAAGGACUUGACUGUCUGA
Messenger RNA from Drepanopeziza brunnea f. sp. 'multigermtubi' MB_m1, 1896 nucleotides. RefSeq lists its product as uncharacterized. NCBI's taxonomy places the organism in Eukaryota, Fungi, Ascomycota, Leotiomycetes, Helotiales, Drepanopezizaceae. The record is from RefSeq and is a predicted model, not a curated record. Gene Ontology annotation, molecular function: nucleobase transmembrane transporter activity. Gene Ontology annotation, cellular component: plasma membrane. Gene Ontology annotation, biological process: transmembrane transport; nucleobase transport.